CUCCCCCAGUCGAACUCCGCCGCGACCCUUCCGCGCUUCUUCGCGGCGCCGAUAGCGUCGGCCCCGCACCCCCGCGGCGCUCGGAUGCUGGAACGGAAGUUGCUGGGGCGGCCGAAUCUUCCAGUGGAGCCUGGUCUCGACGUCCUUGAUGAAGCUGGACGUGUGCCUGCCCUGCGAAAGCGCAAACCGUCGCGAUAAGUAUGUAAGAAACGGCUGACGGUUCACUUCGGUAUAAGGGAAUCUCUCGCUCUCAUAUCAGCUCACAUUUGAGCUGAUCGGAAGGCUCUGGUGUUGAUAGUGGACCGUGACGCCGCCUUCGAGUUUCUGUUAGGGGCGAAGUGAGAGAGAGAGCAUUGUGCGCGAGAGCAGAAGUAGGUAUGGCGUUGAAGGUUGCAUCACUGGAGGCGGCUGUUAUGGCUAGUCUAGCGCCCGCGGCGUCCACUUCGGCGUCUCUGUCACGCCAAUCGAUUGUUUCAGGGUUGGCUUUUAGAGGGCAGAAUGGGUUUCAACUCGGAGGAUUGUCCUCCGCCGGGGUUUCGUCGCGAAGCCUGGCGUUGGGCGGUAAGAAGAUCGAACUCGACAUCGCUCAGCCUCGCAGAAUGCUGCCCGUUUCAGCAACUGCUGUGGUUUCUGAGUCUGUGCAAAGCACCGUUGAUAUCCCCAAGCUGGCGGAGAAAUUAGACUCCGCAUCUCCUCUAGAGAUUAUGGACAAAGCUCUUUCACUAUUCGGUGACGACAUUGCCAUCGCGUUCAGUGGAGCUGAAGACGUAGCGUUGAUCGAGUACGCACACCUUACAGGCCGCCCCUUCAGGGUAUUCAGCUUGGAGACUGGAAGGCUGAACCCCGAAACCUUGAAAUUGUUUGACGACGUGGAGAAGCGCUACAACAUUCGCAUUCAAUACAUGUACCCUGACGCCGCAGAGGUUGAGGAGCUUACGCGGACUAAGGGCUUGUUCUCCUUCUAUGAGGACGGGCACCAAGAGUGCUGUAGGGUGCGGAAAGUGAGGCCUCUUCGUCGGGCUCUCAAGGGAUUGAAGGCAUGGAUCACUGGACAACGUAAAGACCAAUCCCCCGGAACGCGUGCCAACGUUCCCGUUGUACAGGUGGAUCCUGCUUUUGAGGGCCUGGAUGGCGGUCCUGGAAGCCUUGUGAAGUGGAACCCGCUGUCAAAUGUUUCGGGAACUGCCGUAUGGUCGUUCCUGCGCACCAUGGAUGUCCCUGUCAACGCCCUGCACUUCAAGGGUUACGUAUCAAUUGGGUGCGAGCCAUGCACAAGGGCUGUACUGCCAGGGCAACAUGAAAGAGAAGGCAGAUGGUGGUGGGAGGAUGCAAAGGCCAAGGAAUGUGGUCUUCACAAGGGUAACCUUGAUGGUGUUGCCGAGUCCUCCAACUCUCUCGGAGAGAAAACUGAAGUUGCCGAUCUUUUCAUUAGCGAGAAUGUGGUGACAUUCGGACGGGAGGAUAUGGAAGCCUUGGUGAAAGGAGAGAACCGUGACAAGUCAUCACUAGUUGUGUUGUAUGCGCCUUGGUGCUCCUUCUCUCAGGCAAUGGACGAGUCCUACAACGACGUGGCAGAAAAGUUGGCGGGAUCUAAUGUUGUGGUCGGCAAGUUCAAUGCUGAUGGAGCUCAGAAAGCCUACGCAAAGGAGAACCUGCAGCUGCAAAGCUACCCAACCGUCCUCUUCCUCCCUAAGAACAGUAGCCAAAUUAUCAAGUACCCAUCUGAAAACCGCGAGGUAGAUGCUUUGCUUGGGUUUGUGCAAGCAUUGCAAUAACUUUGGUUCUCCAACAUUGCAGUACUGUACACUAGUAGGUAGUGGUGAACACCGUUUUGAAGGUGACGCCGCUCGUUUAUUGCUGUUGCACCGAGCAUGCAUAUUCCGAUGACCAGGGGUUCCUUUUAGGGACAGAUCUAAUGCAAAUGCUGAGACCAUUUUUUUCCUA
This is a messenger RNA of Physcomitrium patens, 1944 nucleotides long. Its product is annotated as 5'-adenylylsulfate reductase 1, chloroplastic. Lineage: Eukaryota; Viridiplantae; Streptophyta; Bryopsida; Funariales; Funariaceae. Gene Ontology annotation, molecular function: phosphoadenylyl-sulfate reductase (thioredoxin) activity. The record is from RefSeq and is a predicted model, not a curated record.